This is a messenger RNA of Cryphonectria parasitica EP155, 1050 nucleotides long. RefSeq lists its product as uncharacterized. The transcript has a single exon. Bases 1 to 1050 code for a protein of 349 amino acids. Lineage: Eukaryota; Fungi; Ascomycota; Sordariomycetes; Diaporthales; Cryphonectriaceae. The record is from RefSeq and is a predicted model, not a curated record.
AUGUUUGACGCAGACUGGUCCCAGUGUUCAUUCAAGCAGUUCUUUCCCGCAUGGAACAAAACACUUAUCGAUUUGAUGGUCAAUGAAUGCAAUAGCACCCUGGAUCUCUACCGUACGCAUCCUCAUUCAGCCUAUGCGCUAGCCGGCUGUCUCCUCGACAGCACACCAUCGUUCCGUCAAUCUGAGAUGAAUGCGGUUUCUGUGAUGCUUGGUCUCACGCCUACCGCCAUUGGGUUGAUAGGCCCUACAACCGUGCAAACGAGUAUGCUGGGCCUUCGUAAGCCUAUCCUGGCGUUGAUGGUUGCGCUAGGAACACCGGCAGUGGGCCCGCAACGUGGAAGGGAUUUCGUCAUGGCCGUAAAGCGCAUGGGUAAACCCUUUCCGAUACCGUCAACAAUUGCAUCAUACGAUGAUGACAUCUCCAAUCCUAAACAUAAAAACUUCAUCUCCGGCAUCUGUCUUGGCUUCGUCAAGAUCUUCUGGACUAUUUGGCCCCUCGGUGUCUAUCUUGUUGUCAUGGGGUGUAUGGCUAACAACGCCUACCUUGCCUAUCAGCUCGGCUGCUGGUGUAUUUGCAGUUUUUCGCCUCCUGCCUCAUGGCUACCUUCCCUGUGGAUGUACCUCGCGCUUGUGGUGCAUAUCGUCUCAGUGAUGACAAUGUGGCGUCUCGUCACUGUCUCUGGCGGACCUUCAACGCAGGCAGACACGCCGAUGCAGUGGCUCCUAUGGAAACUUCAGAUGGAGAUGGAUGAGUUGACGCCACUCGUCGCGCAUGUUAGGGAAGGACUGCCUGGGAAAGACGAUUGGUUUCAGUUGCUGGUCUGGGCGUUGUAUGUUGGUGCAUCGCUUCAUGUCUUGUUCGGGCUGGUGGUCUUGGCUGGUAUGUUAUUCAUCAGCAUGCAGGAUGCAGCAUUUGUCGUCGCACGGUAUGUCGCUUGUACACUCGUCUGUCGGCUGAUAGUUGUUGUGGAGAAUGUAAAGAUUCGUAAGCUGGGCUUCAACAUUGAGCAAGAGGUGGACUGGAGUGAUGUUAUCGAUUAUACUUAUUAA